AUGCAACACCCAUUGGCCGGCAUACUGGCAGACUUAGACGACAAUGAACCAGGCUUGCCUCCCGGGACGCCGCCCACCCAAAGAUUUGAAGGGCCUUGGUUCACCACACAACUUCUGCUUUCGACUGGAAUUGGGCUCAUUUCGUUCCUCGUAUUCUCUUACUGUCGCACACGAUGGCCACUGCAGUUCGCGCCCCGAACAAAACUCAAAGGUAAGAAGGAAUUGCAAGAUCUUCGAUAUUUUAUCGAUUUGAUUCGAACAGGAUUCUCCCCCCAUGAGGCACACGCUCACCAAGCGUUCUUUGGAUGGAUAUUCCCAACAAUUCGAACGUCGGAGUUUUCUGUACUUCAAAUUGUAGGACUCGAUGCGGCAGUACUCCUGAACUUUUUCAAGAUGUCGUUCUGGCUGUUCUCCACUUGCUCUAUUUUUGCAGUGGCCAUGCUCAUGCCGCUGAAUCUCAAGAACAACAUCGACAUCGGUGACGGGAGUGGAGACAGUGAUCCGGACUGGCAAACACUUGUACCACCAGCUAAUUCAACUGGUCGAGAUUGGUUGGACCUUGUCAGCGACGCAAACUCCUAUCUGUCUGUCCAUCUGCUUUUCACAUAUCUGUUCACGCUCUUUGCGUUGUAUUUCAUUAACAAGAACUACAAGAAGUUCGUACGGUCUCGUCAGCUCUUCUCACUGGAACUCGUGCAUUCUAUUUCGGCACGAACUGUCAUGGUGACACAUCUUCCGAGCCAUUUGCGCGGGGAACGCGCACUGGCUGAGUAUUUUGAAAACUUAUCACUUUGCGUUGAGAGUGUCAGCAUUUGCAGGGAGGUGGGCUCUAUGAAGCAGCUAUUGGACAAACGGACGGCGGCCUUGCUGAAGUUGGAAUCCGCUUGGGUCAAGUAUAUUGGAAAUCCGAGCACUAUUGACGUACAGAGGCCGUCAGCUCGGGAUGAACACCGCCUCGUAGAUGUCGACGAUGCGGAUCUCGAAGCGUCUCCUCAACAGUUCAUCUUACCUGACAAGAAAAGGCCGACUAUGCGCCCCGGCUGGUUCAAGUCCAAAGUUGACACAUUGGAAUACCUUGAGAAGGAGUUCCGUGAAGCAGACGAACUAGUCAAGAAAAAGCGGGGGAACGGUCGAUUCAAAGCGACACACGUCGCUUUCGUAACCUUUGAAGAAAUGUCUAGUGCUCAAAUAGCUGCACAAGUCGCACAUGCUCCUAUCCCAAACCAGUGUAUCACACAUUUGGCCCCAGAGCCUCGCGACAUCGUCUGGUCGAACAUCACCCACUCGCCAGCGACGCUUCGGAUGCGAGAGUGGAUGGUUUUUGGCGCCAUGUGUUUGUUGCUUUUCUUCUGGCUCAUUCCGACCUCUGCUUUGGCGAGUCUGUUGAGUUACAAGGAGAUUAAGAAGACUAUGCCUUGGCUAGGUGAUCUGAUUGAUGCGAAUGAGCAAAUUCGUGCGAUCGUGCAGAAUUCGCUGCCUUCGGUUGCUAUCGUGACCCUGAAUGCAUUGCUCCCCUUCCUCUUAGAAGCACUCACUUAUGUACAAGGAUACCCUGCCCGGAGCUGGAUUGAAUAUUCUCUACUCAGAAAAUAUUUCCUGUUUCUGCUCGUCAACGUCGUCUUCAUCUUUCUAGUGGCUAGUACAUAUUGGCAACUCGUUCGCGACUUUGCCAAUUCGCCUGCAAAAGUGGUGGAGAAGCUAGCUGAUGCGCUCGCCGCUGGAAAGGCUAGACAUUUCUUCGUGUCAUACGUGAUAUUGCAAGGCCUUGGUAUCAUGCCUCUGCAGUUACUUAGUCUGGGGAUCCUCAUUCCUCGUUUUGUGUACCGCAUGUUCGUGACACGAACGCCCCGAGACUUCGCGGAGCUUAACGCACCGCCCAUGAUUAAUUAUGGCGUUGUGUACCCCCAGGCCAUUUUGAUUUUCGUCAUCACCCUCCUGUACAGUGUUAUUCAACCUCUCAUCCUGCUAUUUGGGGCCUUGUACUUUGGGGUCGCAUACGUUGUCUACAAAUACAAGCUGCUCUUCGUGUUUUACAAGCCGUACGAAUCCCAUGGACAAGCGUGGCCAAUCACAUUCGCCCGUCUUAUUUGGGGCGUUAUUAUAUUCAUUGUUUUCAUGAUGGGCAUUUUCAUAUUGAAGAGGUCUUACGUGCUAGCUACGCUCUUGGCUCCGCUUCUUGCCGGAACUCUGCUCUGGUCCUGGUACACUAACAAGACUUUCCAAUCUUUGAGCGAAUUUGUCAACCUGAGCUCGGUUUUCGAAGUUCAGAGAGGAGAAGAUACCGCAGAUGUUGUGCGGUUGAGGGCUGGUCACCCUGUUUCGUGGUCGCAAAGCAACUUGAAUCGCCGGCGAUACGCGCAGAACGACGAGACAUUAUAUGUUGCACCUGAAGACGAGCGCACAGACUAUUCGCAGCCCCCGAUGGCGAAUUGGUAUAGCGGCGUUCUGAACACUGGGAAGCGAAGAUACGGGCAUCCAGCCCUGAAUGGUGUCCUUCCGUCGCCUUGGCUUCCUCAGCGCAAGAGGCAAGACAGCACUGCCAACGGCGCCGAGACAAGCAGUAGUGCAAGUCCUCAGGAAGCUAAUCCGGCUGUCGUGGUGACACUGCGGAAGCGCCCUAGCGUGCAGGGAGAAGGCCGCAAACAGCCAAAUGCUAGCCCGGGCGGCAGCACAGAGCCUGCCGACGCGGCCGCUGCGGCUGAGGAGGCGAUCCUAAACCCGUGGCAAGACGUCCACCCGCGUCGUCCCACCGGGGCGCCCACGACGCCACUCCAUCACCGAUUGAGUUUCGACCACGGCUCGGGGGUGAUCGUCCUUCCGGAGGAAGACGAUUGGUUGGAGGGUGACAGCGACUCGGACGACAUCGUGAACGAGGACGCGGACGGGAUUGUGCCUGGGGGUGCGCUGGCCGGCUCGGUGGCGUCCGCGCAGGGCGUGGAGGAGAGCGUGGGGAGCACGAGCAGUGGAAGAGAGCGCGUGGCAGGGACGUCGCCAGGGAAGCGGUACAGCACGUAUUUCCACCACCCGGAGAGGCGGAAGGGAACGCAGUCGCGGUCGUGA
Fibroporia radiculosa is the source of this 3060-nucleotide messenger RNA. RefSeq lists its product as uncharacterized. The coding region runs from base 1 to 3060 and encodes 1019 amino acids. The transcript is spliced from 14 exons. The record is from RefSeq and is a predicted model, not a curated record. Gene Ontology annotation, molecular function: calcium-activated cation channel activity. Lineage: Eukaryota; Fungi; Basidiomycota; Agaricomycetes; Polyporales; Fibroporiaceae. Gene Ontology annotation, cellular component: plasma membrane.